Messenger RNA from Dovyalis caffra, 282 nucleotides. NCBI's taxonomy places the organism in Eukaryota, Viridiplantae, Streptophyta, Magnoliopsida, Malpighiales, Salicaceae. The record is from the annotation of a GenBank genome assembly.
AUGGGGAGCACCAGACGCAGAAUCCCAGGGACUGCUUGCACUGUCUUUGCAGGAAGGCGUGGAUUAGAACUUUCAAGUCCUGUAAAAGUUUUUGGGCACAAGAUAACUGUCCCAAAUCGCAAUUUGGGUUGCAUGCAAUCGGCGUCUACUGAUUUGGAUUUGGGCCUUGGACAGUGGAGCAGAGAAGAUGUGGUCCAUGCAGAAGAUGGUCGUGAGCUUGGUCUUUGGAUCAGCUUUCUGGUUGCUACUUUAGACAUGUCAUCUUUAUGUCUCAGUUUUUAA